Lentinula edodes (shiitake mushroom) is the source of this 1728-nucleotide messenger RNA. Its product is annotated as peptide N-acetyl-beta-D-glucosaminyl asparaginase amidase A-domain-containing protein. Bases 1 to 1728 code for a protein of 575 amino acids. The transcript is spliced from 19 exons. The record is from RefSeq and is a predicted model, not a curated record. NCBI's taxonomy places the organism in Eukaryota, Fungi, Basidiomycota, Agaricomycetes, Agaricales, Omphalotaceae.
AUGCAUCAGGAACAUAAGCUCAUCGCUGUAUUCUUGGCAUUGACGAUCUCGACGUGUAUCAGUGCAGUUCCUUUGGUCGACUUUCAGGUUGUUCAGCCUCCCCCGGUACCUCAGGAUGCUCAAACGUGCACCAUACAACUGUUCCAACGAGAUUUUGGGAAUUCAUUUGGAGAUCCAGAAGUCGUCGAGUACACACCCCUUACGGAUUGUGGAGAAGUAGGAUCAUGGGCUGCAGUCACUCUCAAUUUCACGGUCACCUCUAAUGGGACACAAUUCGAUCGUCUGGGUAUAUUCACUUUCCAAAAUGUUGAAAUAUGGCGAACGUCUACCCCGGAACCGUCACUCACUGGAAUUAUUUGGACAUAUAUAAAAGAUGUCACCCGCUUCAUUCCAUUAUUCUCGAAUGAGGGGCGGUUAAUCUUACAGCUUGAUAACCUGUUGGAAACUGGUCUCAACGGUGUUUAUUCAACAACUCUUGAGGCCACUUUCUUUGCAUCUUCUCCGUCAAUUCCAGCUGCCCAGCAAUCUAAUGUCAUCAUACCUAUCUCAGCUGCUUCUGACGCAACCAAUGCUUCUGCAGAUGCGUCAGUAAGUCCGGCGUUCUCGGUCGACGUUACACUCCCCCAAAACACAAUCUCCGCUUACGCAGAACUUUAUGCCUCAGGGAAUGGCGACGAAGAGUUUUGGUACUUCAAUGCUCCCAAUGCCUUUCUCCGUGACCUUCCGUCAGGAUUUACUUUUGGGAACGGUCCUUUCCGAGAAGUCAGAUUACUUAUUGAUGGAAAGGUAGCUGGGACAGCUUUCCCUUAUCCUGUGGUUUUCACUGGAGGAAUCCUUCCCACAGCAUGGCGGCCCAUAACCAGUUACGGCGCUUUGGAUCUCCCAACAUAUGUUCUCGACGUCACUCCCUUUUUACCUUUAUUAACGGAUGGAGGCGCUCACAAUUUCACUGUUGAUGUGAUUUCUGCUGAAAUGAACGGUGCCAUAAACCAAAACUGGUUUGUCUCUGGUCUCCUGCAGGUCGUCACUGCAUCAACAACCAACCCCACUACUGGCAAUAUGACAGUUUAUGAAGCGGAAGAUUUCCCCGUUACAACCGCUACUGCAAACAUAGCAAGCAACGGAGAUGUGAUCAUAACGGUGACCGCGUCUCGUACAAUCCACAUUGAAUCCGACGUGUGUAGUGACGACGUAUGCACUGCAGUCGUCUUCGACCAAAGCCUCAACUACUCGAAUGUUCAAACUUAUCUUGAUGGCUUCAAUAUCCAGAACGUUCUACAGAUGGCGUCUGGUUCUGUUGUGUCCACUCAUAACGGUGUUGCAGUCGUGAAAGACGAUUAUUCCUAUCCGUUUGCCGUCAAUAUCACCUCUUUGAACAAUGAUGGAAGUGUCUUUGAAGCUGUAUUUGACCACUCAUACGAUCGAGUGUUGCUCCCUGCUCCAUUCAUAUUAGGUUCGACUAUCCAGGAAAGACAGAUAGCGGGUGGAUUUUUCGAAGAGUCAUCUUCUGGAAACACAGGCAAUGGGACGUCGAAUAACACAUUCUCAUAUGUUGACACUGCAGGCAACACCUUUUCUCGGACUGUCAGAGCAGCUCUCAACAACAUCACUUUCGACUCGAUUUCGGGUUCUUUGGCAGAUAUCGAAAAAACGCCGACAUCCAAUGCUUCCCCGCAAGCACAAUUCGCUGCGGUUAGAAUGCCAGGUGGUCGCACUGUUGGAGUUUGA